GGCGGCGGUGGCGGAGCAGAGCGCAGCGCAGGGGAGGGGACGGGCGGCCGGCCGCGCGGAGGGAGUGAGUCACCUGACCGCCGCUUGCCGCCUGCAGUCGGGCCGCGCAGCGCCUCGGCUCCGGUCGAUGACAGUGAGAAGCAUGCUCGCCACUGCUCUCCCUGAUCCCGCUUGCCACCCAGGAUGUCUGUGAGUGAGAGCGCAGUGUUUGUCUAUGAGUCCUCUGUGCACAGCACCAACGUCUUGCUCAGCCUCAAUGACCAGCGGAAGAAGGGUGUGCUGUGCGACGUCACCGUCGUGGUGGAGGGCCAGCGGUUCCGAGCCCACCGCUCGGUGCUGGCCGCGUGCAGCAGCUACUUCCACUCGAGAAUCAUAGGUCACACUGAGGCUGCUGAGCUCACCCUCACACUGCCUGAAGAGGUAACAGUUAAAGGAUUUGAACCUUUAAUUCAGUUUGCCUACACUGCCAAACUCAUUUUAAGUAAAGACAAUGUUGACGAAGUGUGCAAGUGUGUGGAGUUUUUAAGUGUGCACAAUAUCGAGGAAUCCUGCUUUCAGUUCCUCAAGUUUAAGUUUUCCGACUCCACCGCAGAGCAGCAGGAAUGCGCAAGGAAAAAAUGCUUCUCACAGUGUCAGAAAGCAGACUUUAAAUUCUCACUUUCAGAACAGAAAGAUCUGGAAAUUGAUGAAGCAGAGGAAUUCUUGGAAAAGAAAAAUGCUCAGACUCCUCAGUGUGACCCCCAAAGGUGUCAGGGCAGUGUUAAAGCACCCGCCCUUCUCCAAGACGGUGUCACUGAGACCUGCCAGUCCAUGUGCUUAGAAAAGGAUGGAGCCCUGGCCUUGCCGUCUUUAUGCCCCAAAUACAGAAAGUUCCAGAAAGCAUUUGGAACCGACAAGAUCCGUACUCUAGAAUCCAGUGUCAAGGAUGUCCAUGCUGCUUCCGUCCAACCAAAUGAGACAUCUGACCUUGAGUGUUUAGCGGGAGUGCAGGGAUGUGCAGAUUUACAAGUGAUUUUAAAAUGUGAAGGAACAAAGCCAGCCAUGGAGAGUGAAGAGACAAUGCGCAAAGACCCCACCUCUCAGCGCCCUGCAGAGCAGGCAGACGUGACUCCUCUGCCUCAGAAUUCUGCAGACCCUCAUGGAUUCUAUUCCCUGUCACUCUUACACACUUACGACCAGACAGGUGAUGCAGGCUUUGCUGGGAUGCAAAGUAAAACAGUGAAAACAGAAAAGCCUCUGUUGGGUCCAGAUGCCCAGGAAGAGAAGCCAUUUGAAAAUCAGGAUUUAUACCUGAAGUCUGACAUGGGCCCCAAAGAAGACAGCAGCAGCCUUGCCUCCGGAGAUCGGAGUAGUGUGGAGCGGGAGGUGGCCGAGCACCUGGCCAAAGGCUUCUGGAGUGACAUCUGCAGCACGGACUCCCCUUGCCAAAUUCAGUUGUCGCCUGCUGCGGCCAAAGACGGCUCAGAGCAGGGCUGCUCGCAAAGGCGGUCUGAGUGCCCCUGGCUGGGUAUCAGGAUCAGUGAGAGCCCAGAGCCAGGCCAGCGGACUUUCACAACUCUCAGUUCUGUCAACUGCCCUUUUAUAAGUACUCUGAGUUCCGAAGGCUGCUCCAGCAACUUGGAAAUCGGAAACUAUGAUUAUGUCUCGGAGCCCCAGCAGGAGCCAUGCCCCUAUGCCUGUGUGAUUAGCCUGGGUGAGGACUCGGAGACCGACACGGAGGGUGACAGUGAGUCCUGUUCUGCCAGGGAGCAGGAAUGCGAGGUAAAACUGCCAUUCAAUGCUCAACGGAUAAUUUCACUCUCACGAAAUGAUUUCCAAUCCCUGCUGAAGAUGCACAAACUGACCCCGGAACAGCUGGACUGCAUCCAUGACAUCCGCAGAAGGAGUAAAAACAGAAUCGCUGCACAGCGCUGUCGCAAAAGGAAGCUUGACUGUAUCCAGAACCUUGAGUCGGAAAUCGAGAAGCUGCAAAGUGAAAAGGAGAGCUUGCUGAAGGAGCGAGAUCACAUCCUGUCAACGCUGGGUGAGACGAAGCAGAACCUUACGGGACUUUGCCAGCAAGUGUGCAAGGAAGCCGCCCUGAGCCAGGAACAGAUUCAGAUCCUCGCCAAGUACUCGGCCUCUGACUGCCCGCUUUCUUUCUUAAUUUCUGAGAAAGGAAAAAGUACUCCUGGUGGUGAACCUGCUUUUUCCUCCGUCUUCGGCGUGCCUGACGUGCCUCCAGCUGCACCCGCUCCCAGUGCGCGUGGGAGCAGCGAGGCCGGCCAGGAGCCCGCGCAGGAGCCCCCGGCAGCCCCGGAGCAGGCGGCGCCGCUGGAGCCCUGUCGGCCGAGCGCCGGCAUCUCAGACUUCUGCCAGCAGAUGACUGACAAGUGCACUACUGACGAGUGAGCCGCCUGAGCGUCCUCCAGCCAUGGUUUCCUGCUGAAGUUCUGGCCUUGUCUUGAGAGCUGAAUGUGGCCGCGUCUUCUUGCUUAGCAGCCCUGCUUCCUCCCGGUAGCUUCCUGUUGAGGGAAUUCCCCUUUAAGGUGACACUGAGUUCUUGAUCUUCACAGGAGACGUGACAUAAUUUACCUCUUGGCUGCCGAAAGAUCACAUGUGAAAAUAUAGAGUGACCAGGUUAUAAUCUCCAGGGAUUUAAAAUGACGACGACAGUGGAAACUGCAGUGUCCGUUCAGCAGCUCAGAGCAUCUGCACACGGUUCCCCUGGGCUGUGGAUAAUCUGUUGAUCAAAAAGAAAAAUUCUCCCUAAGCUGUGCAGUGGUAAUCUACCAAGAAGGGGGUGUCUGCACUAAGUGUUUGGGUCGGGCUGUAAUCUGGAAAGAAAUCUCCUUUGAACUCUAUCACUCUGCUCCUCAGUUCCUACCAAAGUCCAGCAUGGGCUGGACCUGGUCACAGAGGCUGCCCUGCCAGGACCUAGUCAGAGGCCCCUGCUCUCUUCAGUAUUGACCAGAAGUUUUGGCCGCACAAACAGUAGAUAAAUGUCAUUUUUCCUGCUCUUACUUUUGUUCCCCUCUGUAGUCUUUACCAUGUCUACACCGGAUAGGGACUUUCUGUUUCCUGACUUUUUUGUCCCAUGGAGGAAGACUCGGGAGUUAGGUCUAUGUGUAUCCAGCCAGAACCAUAGUUGCCACGGACCUGGAGAUCUUCACACUGUUCAUCGUCUCAGGUCACGGUUGCCCAAGAGGGUGCUGGAGCUAGGGGUAGGGAAAUUUCUGACCAGAAGUGUAGCUCGUUGGCAUCCUAGUAAGGAGCGGUGGUCUCUACAAAGCCUUGUUGGAGGCUGAUGUUUGAAACAGUAAUGUCUGCUCUCAGUCCAUUUUGGGUUUGCCCUUGAGAACCAGAUUUAAUCCUUUUAUUUUUUCCCACUCCUCCAUUUGGUGUGGUGUAAAGGCACACACAUCAGUUUGACUUAGGCAUUGAAAGUCAAUCUGGGCUUAAUAAUGUUGGUAGAAAAUGAAUUGAUAAUAAUAUGAGCAGUUACCCUGUAACAUUUUGCAGUGAUUCUUAGCCAUUCUGCAAUCUCACACUGUAGACCUCAGCAGCGGAAACAUUGUAUAUACAGGCUCAAUAUCCCUAUUCAAGGAAUGUGAAAUGCCUUAAAAUUGGAAACGUUCUGAUCCUGAGAUCAUGAGGCAGGUUGCAGUUAAAACAGGACAUUCGGAAUCUUCUGAAAGCUACUUUAUAUGUCUAAGGUACAUAGGAAUUUCCUGAAGACUUUGGGAGGGUCUGACCCUCAGGCUGUCUCAUGACCUUCUGUAGACGUGGAUGUCUGAGAACAAGAACACAUCUGAAGCACCUCUGUCUCAGACACCUCUGAGAAGGGAGUUGCACAGUCCACUCCCAGAAGCACUUGUAGAGCCCUGAGUCAGGGCGCAGAGGAGCAGUCAAUAGGGUAGCAUCUCUCCAAGUCACAUAUCUGAAAGAGACUUAUCUUCACUGCAUGCUGCAUCUACUGAAGGGCCUAGAUGUGUGUGUGUGGGGGUGACAGAGGGACGGACACGCUACCCUGAGUUGGUAUCCGGUCCGUGGUAAGUUGAUGUUUGCCAUGAGAAGAUACGGGGACCAGCACCACUAUUUCAUAAUUUCAUAGUAAGUUGUCGGAUGUGGCCCUUUUUCCUUGGGGUGCAGGGAGGAAAGAAGGGUAGUAUGUAUUUCAUCUUUGGAAGAGAAAAUUAAAUGGAAAUUAUUUGAAAAGUCCACUCAGUCCACCUGGGAGAGGAUGCUCACUCUGGUAAGGCAUCCCGUGUUACAGAAGAAUUGUGUAUAUAUGCGUCCCCACGCAGCUAUUUGAUACUUGUAAUAUUAGGUUUCAGCUUAACAUAAAAUAAUAUGAAAACUUCUCUGGUUUACAAAGUGUAAAAUCUUAUUCAAGCCAAUGGAACCCUUGAUUUCCUACCUCACUGUACACUCGGCUGUCUGUGAUCAGUUUUUGUGUGUACAUGCGUCAAAUCUUUUGCUUUAAAUGUAACUGUAAAUAUUUGCUUUGGAAAGUUACUUACCAUUUUAUGAUAAAACCCGGUUCUCUUCUCAGUUGAAAGAUAUAUUUUAAGGCUUAAAAUUUUUAAAUUUAAAUUUUUAAAUUUUUCUCUACCUACGAACAAUUUAGCAUUAAGAGUUAAUUUUAAUGGUGUCUGGUAAUUGGCCAAGUGUAAUAUUUCUUAAAAUUUAGCAUUACUCUUAACCGCCAGCAUGUAAUACAAGUAACUACACUACCUCAUACCUUGGUGAUUUUCAAGUUGUAUUAGAUGGGCAGGAAAGAUUCUCCCUUUGUCUUUUGGCCACAAGGUGGGUAAGUUUUUUAUAUAUUGCAUAGCAUUAUACAUUUAUGCCUAUUUUAACAUGAACUUCUAAAAACAUUUUCUUUUCUAAGAAAACUUGUCUUACGGCAAUAUUUCUCUUGGGGGGUGGGGAUGCUGAAGACAAAUGAUAGGAUCAUAUGUGUACAUCAUAUGCCUUUUCCUUCAUGCAGAGUUUUGACAGUGUUUUUAGUUGGUGUCUUGCAUAUUCACACAUCAUUGCUCCUUCUUGUAUGACUCGGCCUUCUCAAUGCCUGAUGAUUUUUUUUAAAGCCGUCAUGUCUGACUCAGUACAAUAAUGUCAUCUUAAAUUUUUGCCCCUAAUUUGAAUAGCUCCAAGCAAAUCAUUUGUUAAAUUGUUAUAUUCAGAGUAAGCAUGGAUAUAACAUUGGCUGUCCACCUGCAGGCUGUAUAACAGUUUACUGUAGCUUGACGCUUAACCAGUUUUAAGUUAGGAGUUCAACGUGUAUGAAACAGGACUAGUGGAGGUGAGGACACUUCAGCCACGUUAACAACUUGGAAAAAAAAAAGAGAAGCAAAUGGCAAUGUUACAGUGAAUUCUCAGGUGAACUUUUCAGUCAUGAAAACAUCUAUUUUGAAUUUGUAAAUAUUUUAACUGUUUUAUUAAGGCGUGUACUAAACUAUUUGACACCUGUUGGGUAGAAUGAAAAUUUAAAGCCAUAAUGGUAAAAGAUGGCGUACUGAUUGUAAAAUAAACAGAAAUAAUAAUGUUGAUUUUUUUUGUAUCUUUCGUAAUAUAAUUUUUCUAACUGCAGUAAAACCACUGAACUUAUUAUUCCUGUCCUAUUAAGCCCAUGUUUCAUUAGCAGUAUACUUUAUAAUAUUUAAUUUACAUUUUCUUUCUAAUGUGCUUGUCUGAAUGUGUCAAAAUAUAAGUAUUAGAUGGUGAUGAUAGAUUGACAGUUAAAUAAAGUUCCUAAUACUGCUUUUAAUUGA
Meriones unguiculatus (Mongolian gerbil) is the source of this 5756-nucleotide messenger RNA. It is a transcript of the gene Bach1, whose product is annotated as BTB domain and CNC homolog 1. Gene Ontology annotation, biological process: regulation of transcription by RNA polymerase II. NCBI's taxonomy places the organism in Eukaryota, Metazoa, Chordata, Mammalia, Rodentia, Muridae. The coding region runs from base 184 to 2391 and encodes 735 amino acids. The transcript has 5 exons. Gene Ontology annotation, molecular function: RNA polymerase II cis-regulatory region sequence-specific DNA binding; DNA-binding transcription factor activity, RNA polymerase II-specific; protein binding. The record is from RefSeq and is a predicted model, not a curated record.